Colletotrichum lupini is the source of this 1086-nucleotide messenger RNA. RefSeq names its product metallo-beta-lactamase superfamily protein. Lineage: Eukaryota; Fungi; Ascomycota; Sordariomycetes; Glomerellales; Glomerellaceae. The transcript has a single exon. The coding region runs from base 1 to 1086 and encodes 361 amino acids. The record is from RefSeq and is a predicted model, not a curated record.
AUGCCUUUAUCAAAACUUCGCGUACCGCCAUCUGCUUCGACCGUCAAUGUUAGGGUCAUCGACUCGACAUCGAAGAUUAGGGUGAGCAUGGAGAGCAUGGUUUCACAUGUCAUCAAAGGUCAUUCGUGGCUUUCGUGUCCUUCAUACGUCUUCCUCGUCGAGCACCCACCCACUGGCCGCAAAGUCCUCUUCGAUCUCGGGGUGCGCAAAGACUUCGAAAAUCUUUCACCUCCUAUUCAGAACUGGAUGAAAGAGAGUGGUACGACGUGCAGCGUGGAGAAGGAUGUGAGAGAGAUCCUCGAAGAAGGCGGGGUUAAAGCAGGUGAAAUCGAGAGCAUCAUCUGGAGCCAUUGGCAUUGGGAUCAUAUCGGCGAUCCGAGCAGAUUUCCCACAAGCACCUCGCUGAUAGUCGGCCCGGGUUUCAAGGACAUUAUCAUGCCGGGCUACCCUACGAACCCAGGGUCCCCAGUCCUUGAUUCCGAUUUCGCCGGCCGCGAACUCCGUGAAUUGAGCUUCGCCAAGUCAACUAUUAAAGUCGGAUCGUUUCCUGCCAUCGACUACUUCGGUGACGGAAGCUUCUACAUUCUGGACGCGCCAGGUCAUACCGUUGGUCAUGUUAAUGCUAUUGCGCGGGUGACGACCGGCCCGGAUAGCUUCAUCCUCAUGGGCGGUGACACCUGUCACCAUAGCGCCGAGAUGAGGCCAUCCGCAUACAAUCCGCUGCCCGACUCGAUAUCGCCACAUCCGUUUCAUUCGGGCAAUGUGACUCCCUGCCCCGGCGCGCUGUUCAAACCCAUCCUCCGAGACGAAGACACGACGAAACCGUUCUAUGGCGUUCAUCGUCCUGGUAUGCUAUUUGGCAACCCGGAUGCUGCCGAGGAGACCGUAGAACGGAUUAUCGAGGCUGAUGGAAGCGGAAAUACCCUUGUUGUAAUUGCUCACGAUACCCAUCUGAAGGACAUCGUCCGGGGAUUCCCGGAAUAUGCAAAUGACUUCUUGACCCGAGGUUGGAUCGAACAGGGCAGGUGGUUGUUCUUGGAGGAUUUCAAGGAGGCAGUUGAUGGAGUUCAUAACGAGAAGCUGUAG